AUGCAUGAAGCUUGUAAAAAUCACUUUUCAGAUCAGUGGCACAGAGCAUGUGUAAUCGCUGCCAAGAAUUUUCUAGAAAAUGAACCUGUAAAUGUUAGACUAGUUUCUGAGCACAAGAAAGUAAUGGGAGAAAAUCAAAACGUAAUAGCGUCAAUAAUUUCCAAAAUCUCAUUUUGUGGAACCCAUGACCUCUCUCUAAGGGCUAAGACGAAACAGGAAGGGAAUAAUCAGGAUCUGAUUAGUCUAAAAAUUGAAGCAGGAGAUAAAAGUUUGCAAAGACAUUUCGAAAAGGGUAGUAACAAUGCUACUUACAAGUCACCUCAAAUCCAAAACGAAUUGAUCAAUUUGUGUGAAUUGGUGGUGAAAGCCACUACAGUACGAGGUUCAAGAAAAGAUUCUGCUUACAGCAUAAUGGCAGACAAAACAAGUGAUAUAUCUGGGAAGGAACAAUUAAUUGGCAUUCGAAUUUUUGAUGAAGAAAGGAUGGCUGCCCAGGAAGAAUUCCUAGGAUUUAUUGAACUAAAUUCAAUAGAUUGCUCGUACUGUAGCACAUGA
Messenger RNA from Stegodyphus dumicola, 555 nucleotides. RefSeq names its product 52 kDa repressor of the inhibitor of the protein kinase-like. NCBI's taxonomy places the organism in Eukaryota, Metazoa, Arthropoda, Arachnida, Araneae, Eresidae. The record is from RefSeq and is a predicted model, not a curated record.